AAAAAAUAUUUUCUGACAAAACUUAACUUUAUUUCAAUUCUUUUGGUAAUAAUUUCAAGCAAUUUCCAUUUAAAUGGCUAAUGAUAAUUGGAACAAUGGUUUUGCCAAAGACCAUUCAGAAUAUAUUAACGUCGCAAAUCUAAACGAUAUGGAGACACAAUGCAAACGUCUACUAUUCGAUGACCAUUGCAUUCGUAAAAAUUUCAUACGAAAAAUCUAUUUAAUUCUAAUGAGUCAACUGCUGAUGACUCUGGCCUUUAUAGCAAUUUUCUUGUUUAAUGAAACACUAAGGGCAUUUAUUAUACAAAAUCCAGUCACCAUUUGGCCAGCCAUUUGUGUGCUACUAGUGACCAUGUUAAUUAUGUCCUGUUGCGAUGAGGUGCGUCGUCAAACACCUUUAAAUUAUAUAUUUUUAGCUAUUUUUACUUUGGCACAAUCUUUGCUGCUGGCCAUUGUAACGUGUCAAUUUGAUGCCAUUGAAAUACUGUUGGCUGUAGGCGUUACGGCUGCCAUUUGUCUGACUUUGAGCCUUUAUGCUUGGCAAACUAAAUAUGAUUUUACUACUAUGGGCGGUUUUUUGUUAAUAUCGCUGGUGGUAUUUAUAAUUUUUGGGUUAUUUACAUUAUUCUGGCCGUUACGUCCUCUGCUGAUGGUAUACAGUUCAUUGGGUGCAUUACUUUUUGGCAUUUAUAUGAUAUAUGAUAUACAACUAAUGAUGGGUGGACAUCACAAGUAUUCGUUGAGUCCAGAGGAAUACGUAUUUGCUGCUUUGAAUUUGUAUUUAGAUAUAAUUAAUAUAUUUAUGCAUAUUUUAUACGUUAUAACAUCGGGUAGAUCUUAAUCUGUAAUUAGUUUAUUUGGAAAAUAAAUUGUUUUAUUGAUUUUUAUGAUGAAUACAUA
Molecule: messenger RNA, 900 nt
Organism: Lucilia sericata (common green bottle fly)
Lineage: Eukaryota; Metazoa; Arthropoda; Insecta; Diptera; Calliphoridae
Product: protein lifeguard 1-like
Exons: 2
Coding region: 74-841 (255 amino acids)
Cellular component (GO): membrane
Source: RefSeq, a predicted model, not a curated record